AUGCCAUUCCCUUUUAUCGCCGUUGCCGAUCUAUUACAAAGCCUGGAGAACGACCUCGGCCGCAGACGACACCGAAAAGGAGACCGAGCAAUUGUCGAGGACUGGUUUGCACGCUAUCGACAGGAACUGGACGAUGAUGGUACUGACAAGUGUGCCUUGUUGUCCACCUUGCUGCCGGAGAGGCGCACCGAUCGAGUGUACAGCAUCAAAGAAAAGACUCUGCAACCAAAGCUUGCGAGAGCAUUUGGCCUCGGCUACUCAAGGGUCAAGGAGUUGAGCAGGUGGACGGUCUCCGGGUCCGGCCUUGAUCUUGCUGAAUGCGCGGAAGCGAUCCUUCAGCAAACCCCCAAUCCUCGGACACCGCCUGUGACGGUAGAAGAGAUCGACACUAUUCUGCAUGCCUUAGCAGCCAACAAUCUGUUCAGUGCACCAUCAGUGAGGUCCUCUGGAGCCCCGUCUGUUGGUUCUUCACUUGCAAAGCAAGAUGGACCUCUCGAGGCACUGUUUCGCAGACUGUCCGCAAGAGAGGCAAAAUGGGUCACGAGAUUAAUCCUAAAGAGCUUCCUUCCUGUGGUAGUACCAGAAUGGCUGGUCUACGCUUGCUGCCACCACCUUUUGCCUACUACCAUGAAGAUACACGAUAAUUUUGUUGUUGCUACACGUUUGCUAGAGCAACAAUGCGGCCGUGUGACAUAUGGAGAGAUGGAGCCGGAAGAUCUACCAAGACUGCUCAAACCCCAAAUUGGUGUCAAGGUUGGUCGCCAGACAUGGCUGAAAGGCCGUAGCAUCAAGCAUUGCCUGGAAAUGGGCAGGGGGCUAAUGAGCGUUGAGAACAAAUUGGACGGCGAAUAUUGCCAAAUCCAUAUUGACCUCUCCAAGGGCUCGAACUGCAGAAUACAAAUAUUCUCCAAGAGUGGCAAGGAUAGCACUCAAGACAGGAAGCGGCUGCACAAGACUAUCGAAGCUUCUCUGGAGCUGGGCACUCCCUCAUGCAAAAUCAAAAGUUAUUGCAUACUCGAGGGAGAAAUGGCCGUGUGGAGCGAUAAAGAACAAAGGAUAUUGAGCUUCGACAAAAUACGCAAGCAUGUUAGCAGAUCCGGAAGAUUCAUCGGCACUGACGAAGACAGCCAGGCUCACGAGUGGGAGCACUUAAUGAUAGUCUAUUAUGACUUGCUUCGCGUUGACGAUGAAUCUCUCCUCAACAUUCGGCACUCAGAACGAUUUUCCCGACUCUCACGGUUGGUACAAUGCCAGACUGGGCGAGCGGCACUCGUACAAAGGCAGAUCAUCAACUUCACAUCACGUAUCGCAGCUGAAGAGUUGCGAGAGGCGUUUGCUUCCUGCAUUGUCAAGCGGGAGGAGGGGCUUGUGCUCAAACCUGACGAGCCGUAUUUCAGCUUCGGGCGCAGCAGGCGUAGAUACGCGUCUUGCUGCGUGAAGCUGAAGAAGGGCUUCAUCAAAAAAAUGGGGGACGUGGGCGACUUCGCAGUGAUUGCAGGCCGUUAUUGUGCUACCAGGGCCAAGGUGCUGAAGAUGCCGAACGUCAAAUACACACAUUUUUAUCUCGGUUGCCUCACAAACAAAGAGGCUGUCGAGCGUUGGGAUGCCAGGCCAGAGUUCACGGUUGUGAAUGAGGUCGAGAUGAAUGCUACCAUGCUUGAUCACUUCAGGAGGACAUGGUUCACGGAUACAGUACCUUUGACAGACGAUAGGGCACCAGUCCUCAACGUACCACCUGGCAUAGUUCAGGGCAGUAAGAUCAUCACUGUGUUCACCGAGCCGGCUGUUUUCGACAUGACUUGCUUCUCCUUCCACAAGGAAUCCAACACGCCGUUCUGGAGCUUGCGGUUCCCUUACGUGUCAAAGAUACAUACUGACAGGACUUGGAUGGAUUGCAUCACAUUUCAGGAGCUCCAGGUACUGGCCGAAGAUGAUAUAAAGUGUCCGGACAAAGAAGAUAGCCAAGAGCUGGCGCAGUGGAUUGAAGCUUUGGAGCAAGCCGAGCCAAAGACGCGGAGAGCGACCGUACAUGAGAGUCAGUCGACAGAGGCGACGGCAAGCACAUCUGCAUCUCAGUGCAGAACACCACAGCGCAGUAUUGAAGAUUCCCCAGUCAGGCCACAUCCCGCCAAUACUAUCGCUGCAGUCAAGGCUGGACUGCCGACGCCUCCCAUAUCGUCCGCGUUGCAGCCGUCAGAGGACUCCACCUCGGCGCAGGCCCAACCAUCUCGCAAGCGGCGAAGAGAGCCGCUCUCAACUCCGUCACGUCGAACAAAAAGUAGGAACAAUGAACCUGAGGUCAUUGACCUGACGUCGCCUACGCUGUCUAACAGCCAGCGGAGCCAACGCCAGCCGCUGGAGGACAUCACUUCGGCACCAUCGUCACAGGGAAACGUGUUUAUGCCAAAUGUGCCGUGCAUGCCUGCGGAUGCAACAGAUAAUUGGAUCUUGGAUGAUACCAAAUUGGGGGAGCCUGCCGAGAAAGUGUCAACGACAUCUGGUUCAAGCCCUCUCCUUCCCCUGAGCCCCGCAGCAUUCACUUGCGGGUACGCCGGCGGUGUAUGCGCACUGGCGGGCUUCUUCGUGCUUCUCUCCCCAUGCAUCGCAAGCAUGCCUCUGCUCACCGAGGACGUUCUGCCGGCCCACGGAGUUAACGCUGUUUUCACUGAUAUCCCGUCAUGGCUUGCGUCGAAUGCGCCCCAGACCGGUCCUAUGAGGAGGCCCCGGAGACUUGUACUCGUUGAACGCCAACGCAGGGAGUCCACAAACGCAUUCAUCCGAAAGCUGGAAUCGAGCCCGUUGCGCAGACGCAACGGCGAUGUGGAAAUUGUUUUGGCAUACGACUGGCGGCUUCUAGAAGCCAUCACCGAAGAAGAGAAGAAGAAUCAGAGGAGCGAUGGCAGUGGUACGAGGCAGACUGCGAGGACGGGUGCCAACCGCGAGGAGCUCUGGAGGAGAUACUAUUUUGGGUGCAUCGAUGAGAGGAGGGAUUAA
This is a messenger RNA of Diaporthe amygdali, 2994 nucleotides long. RefSeq lists its product as uncharacterized. NCBI's taxonomy places the organism in Eukaryota, Fungi, Ascomycota, Sordariomycetes, Diaporthales, Diaporthaceae. Gene Ontology annotation, biological process: DNA recombination; nucleotide-excision repair, DNA gap filling; double-strand break repair via nonhomologous end joining. The record is from RefSeq and is a predicted model, not a curated record. Gene Ontology annotation, molecular function: DNA ligase (ATP) activity; ATP binding; DNA binding. The coding region runs from base 1 to 2994 and encodes 997 amino acids. Gene Ontology annotation, cellular component: DNA ligase IV complex. The transcript has a single exon.